GAGCGGGUGAGGUUCGUACACAGGUACAUCUACAACCGGGAGCAGCAAGUGCACUUCGACAGCGAUGUGGGGAUCUUUGUGGGUGACACUCCAUUUGGAGAGUACCAGGCCAGGAACUGGAACAGCCAACAGGAAAGGCUGGAGUACUAUCGAUCUCUGGUGGACAGGGUCUGCCUGCCCAGCUACGAGGGGUACGGCCCGUUCAGCGUGGAGAGGAGAGUGCCCCCCAGUGUGUCCAUCUCGCUGGUGCCAUCGAGCUCCCAGCCCGGCCCCGGCCGCCUGCUCUGCUCCGGGAUGGAUUUCUACCCUGCGCCGGUGCAGGUGAGGUGGUUCCAGGAUGGGCAGGAGCUGCCGGAGCACGUGGUGGCCACCGACGUGGUCCCCAAUGGGGACUGGACCUACCAGGUGCUGGUGCUGCUGGAAAUCCCCCCCCGGCGCGGGGUCACCUACAGCUGCCAGGUGGAGCACGUCAGCCUGGAGCACCCCCUCAGCCGGCAC
This is a messenger RNA of Manacus vitellinus (golden-collared manakin), 498 nucleotides long. RefSeq names its product class II histocompatibility antigen, B-L beta chain-like. The record is from RefSeq and is a predicted model, not a curated record. Gene Ontology annotation, cellular component: membrane; MHC class II protein complex. Gene Ontology annotation, molecular function: MHC class II protein complex binding. NCBI's taxonomy places the organism in Eukaryota, Metazoa, Chordata, Aves, Passeriformes, Pipridae. Gene Ontology annotation, biological process: immune response; peptide antigen assembly with MHC class II protein complex; immunoglobulin production involved in immunoglobulin-mediated immune response. The transcript is spliced from 2 exons. The annotation marks the transcript as partial.